CACUGGAUAUCUGCUGGCUCAGAAAAAGUAUAAAUUGGGGUAACUUCCCACCGCAGCAGGACAAUUCCUUCUUCUCAAUUUUUUCGUCGACGCUGACGCAUCCGACAAAAUGGAGGGACAGCAACAACCAGCUCAUUUCCCGAUCAACGACUCGCAUAUCCUAAGUUUCACACACGGAGCAGAAGGUGAAUACUCGGCUACUGAAGCUGCUGCACAAAGAUCACUUGGUUCUCCUCCCUCCACCAUUCCCUUCGAUGAGGAUCUACCUCCGUUGCAACAAUCUAGUGAGCGAUUUUCGCCUGAUGAAGAGUCCAGUGGAGCGGAAGAUCUCCUUAUUCCAGUCAUUGAAAUCAGUGAUGACGAGGAGGAUAGCAGCACACUUCUUUCACAACCAUCACGACAUCACGACCACGACGUCGAAAUACUCGUCAUCCCGAUUAUGCUUACCGAGACUACCAAGCCACAAUGGAUCAUGCGAUCUCGGCAUCGUCUCUGGGUAAUCGAGGAAGAGAAGACUCUGAUGCGCCAAGCUUUCCGUUUAAAAUCAAGCAAUUGA
Molecule: messenger RNA, 556 nt
Organism: Talaromyces stipitatus ATCC 10500
Lineage: Eukaryota; Fungi; Ascomycota; Eurotiomycetes; Eurotiales; Trichocomaceae
Exons: 2
Coding region: 110-556 (148 amino acids)
Source: RefSeq, a predicted model, not a curated record